Messenger RNA from Colossoma macropomum (tambaqui), 2756 nucleotides. It is a transcript of the gene gnmt, whose product is annotated as glycine N-methyltransferase. Gene Ontology annotation, cellular component: cytosol. The record is from RefSeq and is a predicted model, not a curated record. Gene Ontology annotation, biological process: one-carbon metabolic process; S-adenosylmethionine metabolic process; protein homotetramerization. The coding region runs from base 115 to 1002 and encodes 295 amino acids. Gene Ontology annotation, molecular function: glycine N-methyltransferase activity; glycine binding; identical protein binding. Lineage: Eukaryota; Metazoa; Chordata; Actinopteri; Characiformes; Serrasalmidae. The transcript is spliced from 6 exons.
GACGAGCCGGAGGAUAACAAGCAGGGCCGAGGAGCGAGGAGUGGACAAGCCUGGACACCGCAGGACACAAGUACAUACACACACUUACACAUACACGCGCGCCUCUGACUGAGCAUGGUGGACAGUGUGUAUCGGACCCGCUCGCUCGGCGUGGCCGCGGUGGGCCUGCCGGACCAGUACGCGGACGGCAAAGCGGCUAAAGUGUGGCAGCUUUAUAUCGGAAACACCAGGAGGAGGACGGAGGAGUACCGGAGCUGGCUGGUCUCUCUGCUCAGACAGCACAGCUGUGUCAGAGUGCUGGAUGUGGCCUGCGGCACAGGGGUGGAUUCCAUCAUGCUGGUGGAGGAGGAAUUCAGGAUGGUCAGUGUGGACGCCAGUGAUAAGAUGCUGAAGUACGCUCUCAAGGAGAGAUGGGAAAGGAGGAAAGAGCCAGCUUUUGACCAGUGGGUAAUCGAAGAGGCUAACUGGCUUACGCUAGCGGAUGAUGUUCAGAAGCCGGGAGAUGGGUUUGAUGCUGUUAUCUGCCUGGGGAACUCUUUUGCUCAUCUACCAGAUUUCAAAGGGGACCAGAGUGAUCAGAAGCUGGCUCUGCACAACAUCGCCAGCAUGGUGAAACCUGGAGGAAUCCUCAUCAUUGAUCACCGUAACUAUGACUACAUCCUCGAGACCGGCCUAGCUCCACAAGGGAAGAACAUUUAUUACCAGAGCGACUUGAAACAGGACAUCUCCACAUCAGUGCUUUGGGUCAACAACAAGCCCCACAUGGUCACACUGGACUACUCACUGGAGAUCCCCCAACCAGAGGGAGCACAGAUGCCACCCGAGACAAGUAAAUUCCGCUUGUCGUAUUACCCUCACCGGCUGGAGAGCUUUAAGGAGCUCCUGAAGGAGGCCUUCUUUGGAAAAUGUGAGCAGAGCGUGUUUGGUGAUUUCAAGCAGUAUAAGCCUGGCCAGGGAGGGGCUCCUUGUUACUUCAUCCACGUGGUGAAAAAGACUGCUUAAAACAAUCUUUACAAGCCAAAGAGCUCCGUCAUUACUUUCUGUUCUUCUCAAUGGCUCAUCUGUCUUAUUUCUCUGGUGCCUUAAUCUGUCGUUUGCUGCUGUUCAACUGCAUCUCCCACCAACAGGACUCUCCACUUUUAAAGCCUUACAUGAAAACACAGUCAAGUCAGAGGUCUGUAGCUCAGCAGUUCACAUGAGAAUCCUUUGAUACCUAAAUGAUGCUGAGACUUGAAUUAUUAUUUUCUGGGAGAGAAUGUUGUGUAUUUGUGCCACUGAAUGUGUUGGUUUAACCUCCAUAGCAAACCUGCUUUUCUAUUCAUAGAAUGCCAAAUUUUAAUGGAUUUUUACAAUCCCACAUGUAAUUUUUAUGGUCUUGCUUUCAUUUUCAAUGCAUAAAUGUGCAUUGUGAUCUUUUAAACCACAACCAUUUGCCUUAAACUGAAACUGUUAGAAGGGAUGAAGUGGCUUAAACCCUUAUUCAGGCUGGGCAUUGUUCAAAUUGAUACUAAUACAGAUGCCUCAGAUUUCUGAAUUAUGCUUUUUUUCAUACUUCUUUUACAGUACAAACUAAAAGUUUACUGGCCGUUAAUAACAAAUGUACCGAAUGUAACCGAUAGCCAAUCAGCAGUCUAGAUUUAGGAACAAGCUUAUUUAUUGGCCCACAGAGGCUAAGAGACUGAAAUUUGGUAAUUGGACUUUUUCAAUACUCAGUAGUACUGAAGUGAUUUGGUGAUAAAAAUCAUACAUUUUGAUACGUAGCCUGAACCCUCACUGCUCUGCUGUAGUUCAGAUCCUCCGUGUUCAGUUUGACCAGUAAAUGAUUUGUUAUUUUAAACAGCUCUUUGCUCUUUAGUGGAGGAUCUUGAUAUCGUCCUUAGUUCAAAAAGUUCUCAUUGCUCAAUUCUUCUCACUGCCAGAAGCCCAGAACGUCUCUUCAGUAGUUAUCCAUUAUCCCAGCUUAGCCUGUUUAAGAAAAACAGGAGGGCUAUAUGACCUUUUUGGCUUAGAGAACCAAAGAAAGCUCUCAGUCUCCAUCUAUUGGACAGAUUGUAGAUGUGAACGUGUAUGAAGUUGCCUCAUCCAAAACUAUAGAUUUUAUUGCUUUUUUACUUAGAGAAAAUGGUUAUUUUUGCUGCAACGGUUUAUAUUUGCCAACUGGAUUCAGUUUGACCUGUCAGUUUAUUUGGCUGCAAUAGCAAAGUGCAAAGUUCAGGAAGAAUUUGUACAAUGACUGACCUGCCCUGAAGUGACCUACAAUGAAAGAAUGUGCCAACAAAGUAUAGGUUCAUUUUCCAAACACUUUCCAAUCUACAAUUUAACUGAGUUUUGAUGUCUCCCAUUUAUUAUUAUAUUGAUUUUCUUACUCCAGAGAAGUUUCUGUGUUGUCACAUGAACAAGACUCCUGAUACCCUGUCAGGCCAAAGUACUUUAUCCAGUACAACACUGUAACUACACAACUGCACAGUAUGAAUGUAAUAGUUAUAGUAAUUCUCUGGUAUUGGAGAUGAUAUAAAGUGAUACUGUACAUUCAUCCUAUGUUGCCAGUUUAAAGGCUCGUUUUCAGUACUGGUUUGUUGUAAGUUUUUUUGAGCAGCAUUGUUCUAAUGCUUUCAGAAAGAAGAUCAAAAAUACUACUUGUUUGGAUUCUUUUCAUAGUGACUGUUUAUUCUGUUAUGACUAUUGUGAAAAAGUACUUGUAAAUAAUAGACAAGUUUGAAAAACUUAGUAAAUAAUAAAAAAAAAAUCUGUGUUUA